CAUACCCCGUCUAUCCUCUUCUGUUCCACUGCCAUGUAGAUAUCACACUUUAUAGGAUGACAUUUACCACUGGUCCGGGCCCCUGCCAUGGGCUCCUGAUAUCAAGCUGCCGGCCACCCCUCUGAAGAUGUCUGCAUGGUUGACCUUCAUGGUGGUAUAGAACAUACAGCACGCAGACAUGGGGUCCCUCUGCCUGGCAGUAGAGUGGCCUUUGGGUGGUCUCCAGUGCACAGGCCCGGGGGAGGGGUGAAGGACAGACACAGAUGGAGACUUGGCCGUGGCCCAGGACACUCAGACCUGGAUUAUUUAUUCCUGGGAUCCGACGACCUUCACAGUCACAGCUCCGAUACCCUCCACAGUCUAAGGUUCGGGGAUCGCGAUGGCAACUCCAGGGUCUCACCGGACCCUCCAGAUACUCAGGAGGCAAAUGGCAACAUCAUCUCAUGGGCCGGGAGGGGGUCGCACAUGGAAGAUUUUGACCUUCCUCGUGGCUCUUCCUGGGGUCGGGGUCUGUAUGCUGAACGCCGGACUCCAGCACCAGAAUCACCCACAUGAGACCCCAGAAUUCAGACCCUACGAUCAUCUACGUAUACGCACCAAGCGUUUUCCAUGGGGCGAUGGGAAUCACACCCUGUUCCAUAACCCUCACGCCAACCCUCUGCCCACUGGAUACGAGGAGACGGGGCACAAGCACUGACGCUAAUCUACAGCCGGGACCUGUAAUAAUCCCCUAUAAUCUGUAAUCUAUAAUAAAUAUUGUUCUCCCAGAGACACCAGACUGAUGUAAUGCCUUCACGUAUAGCCAGGGGGCCCCGCAGUCACCUCUAAUCACCCCUCCCUCUCUAUAACCGGGGGAUCUGACUUA
Molecule: messenger RNA, 865 nt
Organism: Hyla sarda
Lineage: Eukaryota; Metazoa; Chordata; Amphibia; Anura; Hylidae
Product: cytochrome c oxidase subunit 6A2, mitochondrial-like
Exons: 3
Coding region: 380-697 (105 amino acids)
Biological process (GO): mitochondrial electron transport, cytochrome c to oxygen
Cellular component (GO): mitochondrial inner membrane
Molecular function (GO): enzyme regulator activity
Source: RefSeq, a predicted model, not a curated record